Messenger RNA from Cyprinodon variegatus (sheepshead minnow), 1575 nucleotides. RefSeq names its product mitochondrial E3 ubiquitin protein ligase 1 (gene mul1). Gene Ontology annotation, biological process: organelle organization; protein ubiquitination. The record is from RefSeq and is a predicted model, not a curated record. The transcript is spliced from 5 exons. Gene Ontology annotation, molecular function: ubiquitin-protein transferase activity. Lineage: Eukaryota; Metazoa; Chordata; Actinopteri; Cyprinodontiformes; Cyprinodontidae. The coding region runs from base 89 to 1147 and encodes 352 amino acids. Gene Ontology annotation, cellular component: mitochondrion.
ACUGCACAUAUUCUGCUCAGCUGCAGCUGCUACUGACACUACGAAGGUGAACAAAGUUCAGCACAAAGUGGUCCUAAAUGAUCUCAGAAUGGAGUCGAGUGGAAAACCUUCAACGGCACAGAUUGUGGUUUUAGCCACCAGCUCUGCGCUGACUGCUGUAUUUUACUCCAUCUACAGAAACAGAGUUAAAAUUGCUUCCUGUUUAAAGGAAGCCAAGAAAGUCUCCAUAGAUCAGGAUUUAAAAGCCAUCCUGUCUGAAACCCCCGGAAGAUGUUUCCCCUAUGCUGUCAUAGAAGGUGAGGUGAGAUCCGUGAAGGAGACUCUCAGCAGCCAGUUCGUUGAUAACUGCAAAGGAGUCAUCGAGAGGCUGACUGUGAAGGAGGAAAAGAUGGUGUGGAAUCGCACCACACACUUAUGGAAUAGCACAGAGAAAGUCAUCCAUCAGCGCACCAACGCCGUCCCAUUUGCACUCGGGUCUCACGAUGCAGACAUCACCACCACUGUGCGGGUUGUUCGUCCCCUAGAUGCAGCGGAGUUGGACCUGGAAACCACCUAUGAGAACUUCCACCCCACAGUCCAGUCCCUGUCCAACGUCAUCGGCCACUUCAUCAGCGGAGAACGACCAAAAGGGAUCCACGAGACGGAGGAGAUGCUGCGAGUUGGCGACAGCGUGACGGGAGUGGGAGAACUGGUACUGGAUAACAACCUGAUCAAGCUGCAGCCACCGAAACAGGGCUUCUGCUAUUUCCUCACCCGGCAGGACUACGCGUCUCUCCUGAGGAAGCAGGUAAACGGCGUCAGGGUGUGGAGGAUCCUGGCCCUCGUGUUUGGACUCGCCACCUGCUCCACUCUCCUCUUCAUGCUCUGGAAGUGGUACGUUCUCCGCAGGGAGAGCAGGAAGAAGAAGAGCAUCCUGGAGGAGUUCAAGGAGCAGCAGAGGAAGCGUAUGCGUGAACUCCAGAUGGAGGAAAGCAGCGUUCCUCCCACCAGCUGCAGCGUGUGUCUGAGCCGGGAGCGCUGCUGCGUGUUCCUGGAGUGUGGUCACGUGUGUUCCUGCGGCCCGUGCUACGAGGCGCUGCCAGAGCCGAAGAAAUGUCCCAUCUGCAGGGCGACUAUCGACAGAGUGGUGCCUCUUUACAACAGUUAAAUCACUUGAUCCUGAAUGUUGGUCUGGAUUUCUCAGGCCUGAGAGGGGCUUUUAAUCCAGCUCUGAUGGUGACGGGUUACCUGCAAUGAACUGAACUAAACUGAAGUCAAACCUUUUCAAUCAAACCGAUUAAGAAAUUGAGAGAGAAAAUGGGAUGGCUUUGUGUUUAGAGCUUACAAAUAUUGAUCCAACUCUACAACAGUCUGCCAGAGAAGGUGGAGUUAUGAUCUGAGAAAGCUAAACUCAUUAUACAAUAACACUGGAAGGAUUAUACGUUUGGAGUCAUUAUAGCCUUAUAUCCGCUCAGCAGCUCUCAGUCUUUUACUAUUAUUUAAAAUAAUGUGGCACAAAGCGUAGCACUGCAAACACUGAUCUAAAAAUCAAUACAAAUGUCUUACAAUAGUGUGUUUUCCUUUAAUUUGUGCAGG